AUUCAAGUUUCAACCCCCUUAAUUCUUCUCUGUUGUUUCUUGGGUGAAGAUGAUGGCGAUCUGCUCCUCGUUAUCAUCUCCUCAAUCUCCGUGUCUAUUCUCCAAACGUUCUUAUGGUGACAGACUUCAUAGCUUCUCCGUGAGUUCUCGCUUCAAAGCUUCUACGGACGUUCCAGACUUUCUUUCUGCGGAUUGGCUCGAGUCUCGCAGGAAAAGGCCUUUUGGCCCAAGAUUAAAUUUUAGUGCAGAAGAAGCAGUACAAUACCAGCUUGAUGCAUUGAAAUACAAUGACCAACCUCGUCAAGAUUAUGGGGUGGAAGUGAUGUAUAGGUUUGCUGGUUUUGAUCCUUUUGAACGCUCCACCUAUUUUGGGCCCUUCUUUGAUUUGGGACAGUUUGAGCGGUUUAGGCGGAUUUUCCACCAUUCAACAUACCGAGUUUUGCUUGGUCACAAAGAAAGAAAGAUCUUGAGCAGUUUGUGGGUAAAAGAGAAUCGGUUCAAGCAGCGGGUUUGGAUACGAGGAUCGCGUCCAGAGGAAGAAGAGAUAUUCCAAUUUACAAUGGUUCAGAGGGUCGGUGGUUCUUGGGACGGUUAUUGGUUGACAGAGAGCCUACUUCAUGAUGGAGAUGGUUUUUCUGGAGGUGUUGCUUAUUGAUCUGCCAAUCCAGUAGUCAUACCACAGCUUUGUAAAUUGUAAAUUAUUAACUGGGGACUGAUUAAACUACAAUUAAAAUGGGUUUCCUUCUUUUAACUUCCACGAUUUGUAUAUAUGAUAAGUUCAGAGUCCUUCCAUUCUCAUUGUCUCGUCGCUGGAGGUUGAUUAAACAUUGUAAAUGGAAAUUGUAAGUUGUAUGUCCAACGGACAAAAUGAUACUUAGGGAGUUGCUUAAUUGCUUCUGCCCUAUAAGA
Molecule: messenger RNA, 909 nt
Organism: Nelumbo nucifera (sacred lotus)
Lineage: Eukaryota; Viridiplantae; Streptophyta; Magnoliopsida; Proteales; Nelumbonaceae
Product: DNA-directed RNA polymerase subunit beta
Source: RefSeq, a predicted model, not a curated record